Messenger RNA from Sparassis crispa, 1557 nucleotides. RefSeq names its product acid protease. The record is from RefSeq and is a predicted model, not a curated record. Gene Ontology annotation, molecular function: aspartic-type endopeptidase activity. NCBI's taxonomy places the organism in Eukaryota, Fungi, Basidiomycota, Agaricomycetes, Polyporales, Sparassidaceae. The transcript is spliced from 11 exons. Gene Ontology annotation, biological process: proteolysis. The coding region runs from base 1 to 1557 and encodes 518 amino acids.
AUGAAGGUUGACGUCGAUCCUGCUAACAAGAACAAUCUCGGGUUCACGAACGCUUGGCCAAUAAACGGACAGUAUACCGCGACGAUAUACAUACAGGGUCAACCGUUCCAGGUUCAGGUCGAUAGCGGCAGUUCAGACUUAUGGGUUAAGGUGAAUAGUACAAACCUCCCCGCUUACUACGGUACAGGAUAUAACUCGAGUGACUCCUACGCGGGUGGAACUCACGUUGAUGCACAAAUAAUGCUUGCUAACGUCUCACUUGGAGAGUUCACCGUGGAGGAACAAGCUUUCCUCCCCGUUCUUGAUGCAGGGGAUUCUCUCGACGGUGGUUAUACUGAUGGAAUUUUGGGUGUUGGACCAAUUCUGGGCUCACCGAUCUUACUCACUCUGUAUAACACAUCGUACCAAGUGAACGGAUUACCUUUGAUUUUCAAUAUAUUUGGCAACUACCUCGACGAACAAUCUUUUAUCACGAUAUUUCUCACACGGGAAGAUUUUGGUAUCACCCAGGGAGGUUUCUUGGGCAUAUCAGAGAUCAUGGCUGAGAAUGCGUCAAUCAUUGAGGCACCCAAGUUGCCUCUUACUUCGAACUCCAGUUGGUCCACACUCAUGGAUGGUAUCUACGUCAAUGGCGAAUUUUUAACCGGCCAUUCAUUUGGAACGAAUAACUCAGGGUUGAGUGUUCAGCCCGGUGUCAAUCAGACAGUAAUUGGACCUGAUUCCGGAACUACGUUGAUAAGCGCCCCACCAUAUUACGUGGAUGCUGUAUACAAAGGAAUACCCGGCGCGAUCUUCGACGAGGACCAAAAGACCUAUCAAGUCCCAUGUGAGACAAAACUCAACGUCAGCAUGGUCUUUGGCGAGACCGAAUACCCCAUGAAUCCCCUUGAUGUCAUCUACCCCAGUUUCUCCAAUGAAUCCGCAGUAUGCUACGGAUCUAUGUUUUACGGGAGGAACGAUACUGGUGUUGAUUUCCUCCUCGGCGAUUCAUUCAUGAUGAACGUGUAUACCCUCUUCAACUAUGGGUACUGGAUCGAUUCCAACAGAGGAGCGCCCUACAUCCAGAUGCUUUCGUUGACGGACCGCGACCAGGCAUGGGCAGACUUCGACUUCAAGAACCUUAUUCGACUCGGAAACUUCGCCGAGCAGCAGAUCCAACAGAACGAGAACAUCACAUCGUCCUAUGCGACCGCUCCCCCCAUGACUACGACGUACCCAGUCGUCUCCGCCUUCCCUUCCGGCGUCCCGACACCCACAGCCAGCGCGCAGUCGAAGCUCGGCGCAGCUCUCGCGGAAUCGCCGGCCUCGAGCGGCGCUUCGUCCACGGACGGUCUGAGCGGGCUCCAGCGCAACUCAUACAUCAUCAUUGGCCUCGUCGCCGGCGUGCUCGUGCUACUCCUCGGCGUCAUGAUCAAGCUCCUGAGCAAUAGCCGCAGCCAGCAGUACCGCGCUGUUCCGAACAUCGACCGGCCCCCGGUGCAUUUCAGCGACAAGCCGUAUGAGGCUGAGACCGAGGCUUUCCAGACACCGUACGACGACGAGGAACGGCGAACUUGA